AGCAGCUGCGGCUCAAAUCAUUUAAACAGGAAGUCCUCAACUGCUGCUGCUGCUGCUUGAUUGUGUUGUUUUCCAGCAUCCUAAGCACAAACGAAACAUCAAAGUAGCAUUGAACAUGGCUGUCAAAGCGAACUCCAUGAAGGCGCCUUUUGCGUUCGUUUGUUUACGGUUUCAAAAGCGGGCAGUAUAGCAACAAACAAGAACAAAUUGAAAUUGUUUCGUGAAUUUGGAAUACUGUUUGUUUAUAAAACCAUCCACUAAACAGUUCGGAUUGUCUGUUGAUGUACCAUUCAUCCCGGUACGUAAAAUAAGAGAAGGCACAAGCAUACGAGAUGCCGAAUUCCAAAUGUGCAGCCGCAUUCUGCAGCAACAAGCGUGCAGAGGCUAGAAAACGAAAACUGGACAUCAUCUUCCAUGCCUUUCCAUCGGAAGCGGCGUUAAGAACCAAAUGGAUACAGUUUUGCAAGCGUGGUGCAAAUUGGACCCCUUACAAAACCGAUGCCGUAUGCUCUGUCCAUUUCAAAAAGCAUGACUAUCAAAUGGCCAACUCUCCGCGAGUGUGGAGUAAAAAUCUUAGAAGACUUAACCUAAACGCUUUUCCCAGUGUUAUGGCCGGGUCGGUUAUUACCAUUACGAAAAAGCAGAAACUUGACGAGCAAACACGUAAAAAGUUGUUGCAGGAACUCUAUCACGACACGACACCAGAUGAGUCGGCCAUGGAGAAAGAUCACACGUACAGCGAAGCGACAUUAAUCGAAGAAUUGAAAGACACAUCGCUAAUGUUGCAGAAGAUUGUUUACCGGUUGCAACGAUUUCCGAACGUUUGUGCGUUAUGCUUUAAAGCCAUCGCUGAUGAGAAAACGUUCUCACCGUUCGCAUAUUAUCACGACGAGCUGGAGUGUACGAUCGAGCAGAAGUUUGAAGAAUUCGCUGGAGUUUCAAUGACUCAAGAGGAUCGUGCAAGUCUUAACCAUCUGCUGCCGGAUAAGGUAUGCGUGGAUUGUCUGGAAGCACUGGUCAUAUUCCAUCAAUACCAACGACAAUUGGAAUGUAUGCGAAAGUUCAGCACAGGACUGGCCCAUCUGCUGAAGGGAAACAAAAACCCGUUACAAGAUCUAUAUGAAGAGCAGGGAGCACAUUUGGUGAAUGUGCUGAAAAGUUUGAACAUAUGCCAUGGAUCGGAGGAUAAGAUAACAUUUGAACGGUUGGAGCAAGAGGUGGCAACAUAUGGACGAGUGAGAAAGUUCACCGUAUUCAAUCAGGUUUAUUCUGUGGAUAAGUUUCAAACGGAUGCUAAUAUAGAGUCACAGGAAGUCAUAUCCCAACGCCGGACCAAUGUGCGACGAUCACCGGAACAAGAAAGGGACGAUAAUUAUGAGAUCAAGAAAUGGAUUUGUCCAUAUGAAGACAUCUGUAGAGAAUGGUUUCUGGAUGAAGCGUCUCGCCAGGAACACGUUCGCGAUUGCCACAAAUGUUUCAAGUGCCCUACCUGCGGUGCAAAGAUAAAGUUUUACGAUCUGUACAAAAAACACGUCGAGAGUCACGCUGUCGCAAGGGCUCUGUUGUUGUCGCAUAAUAACAAGAGACCCAAGCAAAAGCUGUGGAAUUGUGGCAGUUGUAGUAAAGCUUUUCGAAGUGAGGAUCUCCUCAAUUGUCACGAAAAGAUUCACAGUGCCUCGAAGCAUUUUGUGUGUCGAGUCUGUCUUGGUGUGUUUGUUAGUAAGGAUAAUUUCUAUAAUCAUAAGUGUAUUCCAUCGUCCACGUCCAUUCAACGGAAGCAUCCAUCAGUGCAGGAUGAUUUUCAGUAUAAAUUAGGGGAAGAUUCCAGUUCCAGUGGAAACGAAUUACACACCGCCUCGCCGAAUAACUCAUCAGGAAAUGACGAGCUGCUCAGUAUCGAAAUUCUUCAGUAAACCAGAGCUACUCAGUGAUACUAAUUAACAAAUAAGUAAUUCUACACGUUUCUGAGACAUGAACCUGGUUCAUGGUUAUUGACAAGAAAAUGGUUGAUAUGAAUUAUAAAGUCACAGUAACGUCGACCUAGAUUAAGUGUACGAUGUACAAAGACUGUAGCAGGUUCAAUGGCGUUUAUCCUCCAACGGAAUGAUAUGGCGCUCCUCGGUAUACAGCUCUAAA
Anopheles moucheti is the source of this 2136-nucleotide messenger RNA. RefSeq lists its product as uncharacterized. Gene Ontology annotation, cellular component: nucleus. The record is from RefSeq and is a predicted model, not a curated record. NCBI's taxonomy places the organism in Eukaryota, Metazoa, Arthropoda, Insecta, Diptera, Culicidae. The transcript is spliced from 7 exons. The coding region runs from base 333 to 1913 and encodes 526 amino acids. Gene Ontology annotation, molecular function: zinc ion binding.